AUGUCACACUCCAUCGACGAAAGCGCCCAGUCCGGCCUUGAGCCUACCACCAACGACAGUGGCCAAGCCGGUACUCAAGCUACUACAGAGAAUGGACAGACCACUACUCCCUCUACGCCUCGCUUGAACCCGCGAAGUUGUGUCACAUGUCGCCGCAGGAAAGUUCGUUGCAAUAAAGAGAACCCAUGCGCCAACUGUAUAAGAGCAGGGAUUGAAUGUGUGUUUCCCGGACCUGGCAGGGCGCCCAGGAAACCGAGGAAGCCGCCUGAUGCAGAGCUUCUCGCCCGGCUGCGCAGAUUGGAAGGAGUUGUUCACAGCCUCGGUGCCCAGGUGGAUGAGAAUGGCGUCGUCUCGCCUGCUCUCGCAGGAUCAACGGAGAUGCGGGCGCGCUUUGGUGAAGUGCAAUCAGGCGACUCACCGGUUUCUGAUCGCUCAGACUCGAAAAGACAGUCUAUUGACAAACAUCUUGGGCGCCUAGUGAUCAAUGAGGAUCGCAGUCGCUAUGUGAACAAUGCAUUUUGGACGGGCAUGAGCGAUGAGAUUGCCGAGAUGCGGGAUUUGCUCGACCCGUCAAGCACUGACGAGGAAGAUGAGGUUCACUCACCGGAAACCGACCGUCAAUCUAACCACCAAGCCUUCCUCUUUGGAUAUUCCUCAGUCAUGCAGGAUCUGAGGGAGUUGCAUCCCAGUCCGAGUCAAAUAUUCAUUCUAUGGGAGGUUUUUAAAGAGAAUGUCGACCCUGUGGUCCGAAUACUGCAUCGGCCAACGGCUAAAACGAUUCUCAUGAAUGCUGCGAGCAGUCUCGAUCGGGUUUCUAAACCAGCAGAAGCCCUGCUCUUUUCAAUCUACUUUGGAGCGGUGGUCAGCUUGACUCCAGAGCAAUGUCAGCAACUGUUAGACGAGGACAAGCAGUCUCUCCUGAAGAAGUACAGAUUCGCGACAGAGCAAGCCUUGGCCCGCGCAGAUUUCCUGAACAGCUCGAGUCUCAUGUGCCUGCAAGCACUGUCAUUCUUCCUCAUCUUCGUCCGCCAUUGUGAUGAUACCAGAUUGGUGUGGGCAUUGGGGGGGCUAGCGAUCCACCUAGCGCAGUCACUGGGCAUCCAUCGUGAUGGAACCCAUUUCGGACUGAAUCCAUUUGACACCGAAAUGCGACGCCGAUUGUGGUGGCAAAUUUCUCUCCUAGAUAAUCGGGCAGCAGAAGAUCAUGGUGUUGAUCCAACCUUUUCAGAACAGUUUUACGAUACCAAGAUUCCCGCCAAUUUGAACGACGAUGAUAUCUAUCCGGGAAUGAAAGAGUGCCCUAAAGAAAGGGUCGGGGCGACCGAGAUGACGUUCUGCUUGAUCCGCUUCGAAAUUAGCGCAUUCUCGCGACGAUUCAACUUCACCGCUCCAGGCUACGGGCCACCACAGACCCCUGAAUUGUCUUUGGGGGAAAAAGAGAAGCUGAUCGAUGAGUGUCACCGGAAGCUCGAGGAGAAGUAUUUGCGACAUUGCGACAUGAACAUGCCUAUAUACUGGGUGGCCGCAACGGUCGCCCGUCUCAUUCUGGCCAAGAUGUGGUUGAUGGUGCAUCAUCCGCGUGCGUACUCCAACAGCGAUGGAGGAUCCCCGAUGCCACCGGAGAUCCGUGAUCGAGUCUUCAUCACUUCCGUAGAAGUGAUUGAGUUCUCCCAUCUCCUUGAGAAGAACGAAAAUACGGCAAAAUGGGGCUGGCUGUUCAGGACAUACAUGCAGUGGCAAUCGGUGGCAUUUGCAUUGUCUGAGAUUUGUGCUAGACCUCUAGGGCCUGAUGUAGAUCGGGCAUGGCGAGCGAUUGAAUCGGUCUACGGUGAAAGAAUGAUCAAUUCCAGGUAUCAGAAGGGAAUGCUGUGGAAACCCUUGCGGCACCUCAUGGCUAAGGCAAAGGCCCGCAGAGCAGCGCAACAGGCCCAGUCCAAUCUGGUGAAGCAGAACGCAGAAAUGACAUUCGCCGACAUAGGUAACCCUACCCCAAUGGAACGGUGGAUGCACGACUAUCCAGUCAACGCCAGCACGAACGCGACGGAGGCAUUUAGCAUGGCAAGCGAGCAGCCCUAUACCGGGGGAAUGCUUCUGGAACCACGAGCGCAGGAAUCCAUUCAUGCAACGAGUGGCAGCACGAUGGCAGAGAGAGGCAAUACCAUGUCGCAGGAGAGUUCCAGGAGCGCAGGGUUGAAUUGGACGCCAGAGCAUAUGCCGAUGGGAAGCAACGACAUUUUGGAUUUCGGAUGGUCACCGUCGGUCGGGGACUUUACGGUGCGAGGAGAACCUUUCCAGCGGUUCUUCGUGACUCUUCAAGAAAAUUGGUUUUGA
Molecule: messenger RNA, 2331 nt
Organism: Cladophialophora psammophila CBS 110553
Lineage: Eukaryota; Fungi; Ascomycota; Eurotiomycetes; Chaetothyriales; Herpotrichiellaceae
Exons: 2
Coding region: 1-2331 (776 amino acids)
Biological process (GO): DNA-templated transcription; regulation of DNA-templated transcription
Molecular function (GO): DNA-binding transcription factor activity, RNA polymerase II-specific; DNA binding; zinc ion binding
Source: RefSeq, a predicted model, not a curated record